Drosophila guanche is the source of this 7121-nucleotide messenger RNA. It is a transcript of the gene Skeletor, whose product is annotated as protein Skeletor, isoforms B/C. The record is from RefSeq and is a predicted model, not a curated record. The transcript has 8 exons. Bases 324 to 4916 code for a protein of 1530 amino acids. Lineage: Eukaryota; Metazoa; Arthropoda; Insecta; Diptera; Drosophilidae.
CGCAGACGCAGCGUCGUUGUCGUUCAGUGCGGUUUUGGAGUUCGUUGCGUCUGGUCGAGAUCCCCCCAACAGCAGGAACCAUCGAUCCCAUCGAUCGCUUAUAGAGUUGUUGCACUGUGCGAUCCGUUCCGAUCCGAGUUCGAGUUCGAGUUGAAGUGUGUGUGUCGCGAAUGCUAGAGGCCUACCUCCGUCUCAGAGUGUUUUUUGGUGGUGUGCUGUGCUUUAGCAAGGAUUAACACACUGCAAUCCCUCUGCAAAUCAAUUGAAACCAAAUCGGGCCUUAGCCCAGAUAACACUCACACAGAAGAGCUAAACACUCACACAUGUACAAUCAAUUAGCCAUGCUGGCAAUGAAGGAUAAACCUUGGCUGGUGCUAUUUGGCCUAUUGGCCGCAUUAAGCUGCCUGCCCAGCCCCAGCGAUGCCGCGUAUCCGUAUUACGGCACGAAGAUCGGAGCUCUGACACGUCUGCACCAUGGCGUUUCCGGCGACGUCUAUGCCGUGGACUCGCGCACGAUUUUCAUCAAGAAAUUCAGCUACGACGGCGAGGCCCCGGCCGCCUACUUCUACGUGGGCAACACGGCCCGGCCCAGCAACGAGGGUGCCACCCGGCUGCGGGACGAACGUGGGGGCACAGCCUCCCUGACGCGUCGCUACCGGAACAAAGACAUUACCCUGUCGCUGCCCGAGGGCAAGACGCUGCGCGACAUCAAGUGGUUCUCCGUGUGGUGCGACGAGUUUGCGGUGAACUUCGGGGAUGUGACCAUACCAGCCAGUCUGGAUUUUCCAAGGCCACAGAAAAUUAGCGCAUUGCGCGGCGUCCACGGCGUGUCCUCCGAGAACAUUGUGAUCGUGGAUGCCCAAACCCUGCUGGUGCCCAACUUUAGCUACGAUGGCGAGGCGCCAGAUGCCAAGUUCUGGGUGGGUCGGGGACAGCGUCCCACGCCCGAGGGCCUGCGCAUACCCGACGAGAACGGCAAGGAGAAUCCGCUGCGUCGCUACGAGCGCAAGACCAUCGUGCUGACCCUGCCCGAGGACCUGACCAUCUUCGACAUCGGGCACUUUGGUGUGUGGUGUGAGGCCUUCACCGUCGACUUUGGCCACGUCCGCCUGCCGGAGGGCCUCAAUGUGCCGCCAUCGCUGAAGAUGCUCGGCAUCAGUCCACAGUCGAAACUCAACUGCGAGGUGCUCUACGACGAUCUGGCCUUUGAGGUGCGCUGGGCCGUGGCCGGGGAGAGCAUUGUGGUGCAAUUGGUUGCCAAAUUGGAACCGAACAACUACAUGUCCUUCGGCAUCUCGCCGAACAAGAACAUCAGCCAGAUGAUCGGCGCCGAUGCCGUUGUCGCCUGGGUGGAUCCGCAGACGGGCAACGGCUUCGCGCAGGAUUACUUCCUGGAGGGCAAGGCCCAGUGCUCCGGCAGCCGUGGCGCCUGUCCCGACACCAAGAUCAUGGAGAAAACCAACUCCAUUCGACUGCUGAAUGCCGCCAUGGUCAAUGGCUACUCGAUUGUCACCUAUCAGCGCUCGCUGGCGGCCACCGAUCGGCUGGAUCUGCCCAUUUCCGUCACGGAUGCCGAGUCCGUCGUUUGGGCCAUUGGACCGCUGAACGACUACAAAGAAGUCUCCUUCCACACGUUCUACAACAAGCAUCUGCAUCAGAUCGAGUUCGGUCGCCAGCCCAAGUGGAACUGUCCCCUGCCCGAGGGCGCCAAGCCGGGCAGCAGCUCCGCCGAGCAGGAGGACGUCACUCUGCCGACACAGAGCUCCACCGGCGGCAAGGGCUAUCCACCAGCCGGACACCCCAAUCUCGAGCCUGAGGAGGAGUUCUACGAGAACCGUGCAGAGGCUCUGCAUCGCCAGCCACCUCAGCGACGCCAGGAGACGGGCAUCAUCACCCAGCGACGCCCGGUGCCCACACCCAAGCCAGUGAACAGCAACGGCGCCUGGGACAUUCCGCCCAUUCAGUGCCACGAGCCAGAGGAUGGCGUCUUCUAUGCACAAAUGGGACCCACCGGCGGCAAGCAUGGCUAUCCAGCCAUCACUGGCCACGUUGGCUGGGGCAUUUCCUGGUACAUCAAUGGCCUGCUUAUACCCGAGAUCCAUGUGGUGCGCGGCAAGACCUACACCUUUGUGGUGGAGGGUGGCAACAAUCCCGACAUACCAGCCAAGUAUCAUCCAUUCUACAUAAGCGACGAUCCAGUCGGUGGCUACGAGCACAAGCGCGAGGAGGAGAAGAAGGCUGUUCGCAUAUUUGCUGGAGUUCAUCGCUCGCGUUCGGGUCAGGUGACGCCCACGGGCGUGGGUCGCCUGUGCAACUGGACACCGGAUGUGGAGGGACCGCCGGCGGAUGACUAUCAAUCCUUUGGGGCCUACCAGCGCACCCUCACGCUCAAGUGCGACGCUGGGGAGCCGGGCGUGAUCAGCUGGAAGCCGGACAGAAACACGCCGGACACCGUGUACUAUCACUGCUUCACGCAUCGCUAUCUGGGCUGGAAGAUACACGUGCACGACUCGUGCGAGCAGGGCGAUGUGGGUGGCCAGGGGGCAGCCUCCGAGCAGCACGAGAUCCGUGUGCCCGCUGCGGCGUUCGCGUCCGCGGCCGAGCCGGCGCCCGUCCACGAGGACUAUGCCGCCGAGUCGUCGAUCCGACACGAAACCCAGGUCAGCCCCAACGAUAAUUUUUUAUUGAAGCACCAAACCGAUUUGAUUAAGAACCACAAUAUGAACGGAACACCGCCUAAACUGAGCUUUGAAAUAACGAAAUCUUCGGAAAUAACCAAACUGAUUUCAGAUGGCAUCCGCGCUGCUGAGGCUCUCGAGGAGAGCCUUCUGAGGAACUCACACCCAAACGCAAACCCCAAUCCCAAACAUAACGAAGUGAGCUCGGGCCCCCAUCUGCCGAACCAUCAACCGAUAACCAUCAACGGCUCUCGAUUACCCCAACUGGCCACCGUCCGGCCCGAGAUACUGCUCGGCGAAACCCAUUCUCACCAAUCAUCUGCAUCCGCAUCCGCAUCCGCAUCUGCAUCUGCAUCUCCCUCAUCGUUGUCGUUGCCUUUGCCUGCUCAUCCGAAACUUCCCAUCUUUGCCACUGGCCCACAUCUCAUUCACAAUUCCCAUUUGCACUUGCACCGCCUGCACCAUCCGCAGCAGCAUGUCCCCCACCCGCCCUCGAUUAUAAGCCCCCAUCUGCACCCGCAUCCACUGCAUCAUCACAAUCUAACCAGUAACCUUCCAGCGCUCGCGCAGAAAACCAUCAGCCUGUCCGAGUACCUGCGUCCGCCGCAGAAUGCGCCGCUCUUCCAUCCGGUAAAGCUGCCCGGCCGCCGGCCCUAUCCCGGUCCCAUCAAGAAGGUGCCAGCAUCCCGGCCCAUCCUGCCGCAGCAGCAUCCCCAUCCGCAUGCUCAUCCGUCAGGGAUUCUCCAACAGUCGUCGCUGAUUGUCCAACACUAUCGCAAGCCCGUGCCCAGUCUGCUGAAGCCGUUUGUCAAGGAGAAGCCCUUCCCCCUGCAGCCCAUAGCAGCAUCGGUGCUGCUGCUUGGCCAGCCCACAGAGCUGGGAUCAGCUGGCCAGCGGAAAUCAGAGCACGGGGAACGCUCCAAGCCGAAGCCAAAGCCAAAGCCGGUCAUCCCCGUGCCCUACACGGACCACGAACCGCAGGCAUCCCUGCAGAGCAAUGCCUACUUCAAUCUGCACUCGAAGCCGGAACAGAAGCCCGCUUCGACAGCUACGCCCAGCACCACCACCACGAGCAUCGUCAAGCGACCGCUGCAGAAGGAGCCGUCGCCCCAGGAGAUUGCCAACAUGCGACCGGCCGUCAAUCAGGGCUUCAAGCCCGACACCGUGAUUGUGGAGAGCGGCUUCCGGCCGAUCAUGCGCACAGAUGGCAGCGGUGUUCAACUACCGCCAGAGCUGAUCGAACAGGUGGCACACCGGCGCGAGGAUCCGGGCACCGAGAUCGACGAGGUCAUGGAAACGGACACGCUCUUCCUGGUCGCCCAGCAGGGAGGCAGCGAGACGCAGAGCUUCGAGCCGAUGUUCAUACCCUCGCCCCUGGACAGCAUCAAUGCCUCCAUACAGAUGAAGAAAGCUGUGCCCGAGGCAGACGAGGAGGAGACAGAUGAGGAGGAGGAGGCAUCAGCACUUCGACUACCUUCGGCGGCAGUGGAGCAUGCUCUGCCCUCAGCCGCCCAGCUUCGCAAACCCACUUUGGGGGAGUUGUUCGGUGAGGAAGAUCUAGACGAUGAUAUGGAGGAGAAACUCAAUGACGAGGAGCAGGAGGAGCAGCCGGUUCUGCCAGCCAAGAAAUCAUCUACGGCAGCUUUCACUCCAUCGAGCACCACGCCAGCGAUUGCCAUCCCUGAGCAAGAGCCAGAGCAUGAGCUCUUCGACGAUGGCAUGGCCAGCCUGUUCGGUCCAGACUCGCAGGAGGAAGAGAUCUAUGCGGAUGAGCUGGAGCCGGAGGAUAAGCUGGCAGCAGCCGCAGAGCGCAUUGACACCUACUACCUGCCGCCGGACAACCGAAAGAUUCCGCACGCCGGCUUGCCCAGCGGGGCGCUGUACACCUUUGAUGGCAAGAGCGUGGUGGAUGGCUCCCUGGUGCUGCCGCCCAAGCUGGAUGCACGGGACAAUGGCCUCUUGAGGCACUCGCACUACGGGCUUACGCCUCUGGAGCAGCUGAUACGGACAACGCCGCAGUUUGGUGCAUUCCACGGCGAGCUGCCGGAGGAAUUCCAAUCCACACAGAGUCCUGUGCGGCCUGGUGCACAGCCCGUGACGGAGUACUCCAAUCCGGUGCCAUUCAGCCGCACCACAGCCUCCGUUUAUCCCAGUAGCAGCAGCAGCACCAGCAGCAGCAGCACCACCACCAGCAGCUCCAGCACCAGGAUGACGAUGGGGAGGAUCCGUAUUGCGUGACCAGCUCGCAUUAUUGUCGCGUGCUCAAUCCGGGCACGCCAAGCUUUGGCCGCAAAUAUUGAGCAGGUGCAUAGUCCAUAGCGAAUGCUGAAAUGCCGAAUAACCGAAUAACCGAAAUGCCGAAUACCCGAACACGGAACAGCGACCACAGAACACCGGAUAGUGUGACUAGACAUUUGCAUAUAAGUGUGUUUCCCCCCUUCGAGCUUUGUGUUGCCGUAACAAUAAGUAUUUCUGUUUAUGGUCACGCCUCAUAAUUGAUGGGACAGCGUCUCCAUUUCGAUGGUGUCGGUCCUUUCUACCCAUUUUCAUAUUAGUUAAUGUAUUUCUUUUAAUGUUGUCCCAAGAAAUGAUGUCACUUGUAUGUAUACUUACACUCUGCUGGCGGCCUUCCAUCUUGCCCAUCUCCAUCCAGCCAUCCUUUUCAUGGACUGUCCUUUUAAGUCAUCAAGUAUACGCAGCUGUGGGGGCGCAGACAUCAAUAAACGUUUUUGAUUUAUGUGUGCUCUGGGGCCUGUCCUGCGGCGCUUAUGAUUUUAUAUUUAAUGAGAAGCAUCGAUCGACUUUCGCCUGAAAUGAUUCGGUAGCAGUGUUAAGCCCCGCGCACAAACCAAAGCAGACAUGUUUAAAAUCCGCCAAAGAGCCGACACAUGCAAUCGCAAUUUGUUGGCCGUCCCCUGUGGCUCGUCCCUGCCCCAGCACUGGUCGCCUGUCAGUGGCAGGCGACGCGACAAUUGAUUUGCCUGUUUUGCAUAGCUGAAACAGCAAAAAAAAAGAACAAAAAGCGUUGUCUCAUGUCCUUGUCGUUUCAAAUUUAUGGUGGGCUCGUACCUUGGCGCCUCUCUAUGCAAAGCGGGUCAAGUCGAGAGGACCCCCGUGGCCAAAGGUCAGCUUAAAGCAGCGAAAUUAAGUUUCCCCGCACCCGCACCCGAACCCGCACCCUCACCUCUACCCAUUCACGGUCGUAGAGUCAAAACCUAAUUAACAUCUCGUACACACACACUCGACAGGAAGAGCUAAGCGAUGCCUUGGCAGCCAGCAGACAACUGGGAGAAGGCCAAAGAGGACGAGUAGUCCUCUGGGUACUCAGGGCUGCCGACGCCUUUUUGCACAUUUUUAUUGCAUGUUAUGUUGUUGCCGCCUUUUAUCUACGCCUUUUGGGGCCGCUAAGCCGCCCGCUUAAACGGCUCUGUGGUGAAAAGAGUUGGUUGGGGUUAGUGGUUGGAAGGGUUGGUGGCUGCUUUGCCUCCCCUUGCCAUUCAGGGAGUUGUAACCACUUCCGUCCCGACAGCAUUUUGUGUGUUUUUGUUCUGCAGCCUAAAACUAUGCAACUUGUUCUGCCCAGUUCCUUUCGUUUGUGUUUCAAACGAGUCAUGGAAUAAAAUUCAACAUUUUUUCCCUUCUUCCGAUGUGUGUUUGUUUGAGAAGUGAAGUGUGUGGGUCUGUGUGUUUGGGGUGGAUGGCAGGAGCCUGCAUCAAAUUAGAUUUUAUUGCCCCGGCACGCACCACAAACAGAAGGCAGAAGAGACAGAGACAGACAGAACAUCACACAUGCGGCUCAGCGGAAUUUUAGUCUGCCUUCAUUUUCCUUUUUUCAUUGUCUUGUUGCUCGAUUUUAUGGCCACACCCACAUUCCGCCUGGCGAUGCUUUUAUUGUGUAUAUUUUUGCGUAUCGAUUGUGCAUUAAAAUAUAAACAUAAAAAUUCAGUUGGCGAACAAUACAACAUGCAUACACAUACAGACGCAUUUAUGCGUUUGUAUAUGUGUUGGUGGGAGGUUUGUUCUGGAUAUUUUUUGAAUAUUGAACAAAGGGGAAUGCAUAAAUAUAGUCACAGGUCGAAGGAAGUCGAACCUUUUCAUAUCCAUAAUUUAGGACUGAUUUCCCAUUUAUUUGUUAUACGUACAAUACAAAUAUAUAUAAAAACGUGCGAACUCUCUUAGACUCAGCUCAUAAAUGUCUAACGUUAAAUACAAUAAACAUAGUAAAAUUUCAAAUACAAUUAAAAACAUUCCAAACAUCUUCUAGAAAAUGUUUAUAAUAACUUACAUACAUACAAAUUCGUUAAAAACAAAACCAAAAUGAUAACAAAGAACCCAAGAGAACCAAUUUGUUAAAGUUUCAAUAUCCAUUUGGACCAAACCAAAGUAGAAAUCGAACAAAAUAUGAAAACAACAAAAAAUCACAAACAUAUAUCUUUAUGUAUA